Molecule: messenger RNA, 1483 nt
Organism: Engraulis encrasicolus (European anchovy)
Lineage: Eukaryota; Metazoa; Chordata; Actinopteri; Clupeiformes; Engraulidae
Product: growth arrest and DNA damage-inducible protein GADD45 beta-like
Exons: 4
Coding region: 191-676 (161 amino acids)
Biological process (GO): regulation of cell cycle
Cellular component (GO): cytoplasm; nucleus
Source: RefSeq, a predicted model, not a curated record
UAUCGACAGAAACUGACUUUGCUGAGUACAUGAUAACACGUUUUGAGGACUUACUUGCUUUGGCUUCUAUCUCGCUCUCUCCGGAAGCACAUUGGAUUACUUUGCUGCAAGCACGCUGGGAGAGUCCGAUUUGGAAUUUACUUUUGGGGCGAUUCCUGUGGAUUAUAACCUCCAAACCUUUGAAUUCAAUAUGACACUGGAAGAACUGGUUGGAUGCAACAUCACCGAGACGAAAAUGGAGACUGUAAGUCAAGCAUUAGAAGAGCUGCUGGUCGCAGCACAGCGACAGGACUGCCUCACUGUAGGAGUCUACGAGUCCGCCAAACUCAUGAAUGUUGACCCAGACAGCGUGGUCCUAUGCGUGCUGGCCACGGACGAGGAAGAUGAGGACGACAUCGCCUUGCAGAUCCACUUCACCCUCAUCCAGGCGUUCUGCUGCGACAACGACAUCAACAUCCUGCGGGUGUCGGGUCUCAGGCGCCUAGCUCAGGUCCUGUGCGAGCCAAGCACCGCCGACAACAACGGCAACGAGCCCAAAGACCUGCACUGCAUCCUGGUCACGAACCCUCAGUGCCAGCCUUUCAAGUGCCAAGCUCUACAAGAGGUGGGGAGCUACUGUAAGGAAAGUCGCUGCAAGAACCAGUGGGUGCCCUACCUCUCCCUGCAAGAGCGCUGAACUGAAUUGCAUCCCACCGCCAGCCAGUUCGGGUUGGUUGUUGAGAUUGAGACAAGGAACGAGAACCGUCAUUCUUGAAGAAGAAUGAGAAGGGAGCUCGAGGAGGGCCGUGUGUGUCCGCUGACUGUGGACGGUAACGGGCUGUUCUGGACUGCUGCUUCGUCACGCGCGCUGCGCGGGGGCUGCGCCUGUGAGAGGAACGUUCCAGGGACAGCGCGCGACGUCACGCGCCUGCCCCGUCUGUUCAUCCGCAGAAAGGAAAAGUAGCCACGGUGGAGAGGUGGAACGAGAGUCGUGACGGGAGUUGCCGCUGCUGUUUUUUUGCUCAAAUAAGUCGUGUACAGAGCACGCGCAAGUGAGACUCGCAGCGGCGUGGGCGCGCGCCUUCGCUUUAUUUUUUUGUGUGUGGCAGAAAACUUUUACGCACCGUUGUUCACCCGAGACCUCAUAACUGGUCGCGUUGUAAAAGAAACCUUCGCCUUCAACUUGUGGACUGUAGCCUAUAGUCUGUUGUGGAAUGCGCCUUCUGUUCUCUGUGAACUGUUGGACUGUUGGAGUUUGAAAGCCGAUGAUGUGUGACAAGGAUCAGCACACGUGGAAUGCCACUGCUGAUGCAAGACUGAGACCGAAACGAGAAACAUGCAACAUGAAAUCCUCUUUGGUAUCGAAGCAAGGAAACUGCACAUAGCUUAAAUGAAAUGAAACGAAAUGAAUUGUCUGUUUAACUUAUUGCUCAUAACUUAACAAGAGUAAUAUAUAUGUAUCAUGCUCAGAAUUUUGCAAAUAAAUUAUUGAACUGAAACCUGA